AUGGCUGAAAAGCUAGAUUGGUUGGCUGUUGUUAGUCAUUAUAUGAAGAACAUUAAUGAUGACAACACAAAGCAGAUAGAUUUUAUUUUAACUUUCAAAAAUGAUGAUGACGAAGAAGCGCGCAUGGCUCGUCAACAUUUUUUCCAAUCCCUUAUAAAGUAUGGACUAAUAUGUCAAGAAUUAUUCACUAAAGAUGAUAUAACAUUCGUUGAAAUAAAAACUCCACUGUACCUCUUAUGCUCUGAAGGUAACAGGAUCGGUAUCAUGCUGGCUUCACCUGUGAAAAGUUCAUAUGAAGAUCAAAAGUCAGGUGGCUAUAUGUUUAAAAAGUUUUUCAAGUUCAAAAGAAAAUUUCUAAGUGAAAUUUCAGUUGACUACUUGUCAAUGCCAAUAAGAAGGGAGACAGCAAGGAUAUGGAGUGCAAUUGCUUCAUCUUCUGGUGAGUCAGCCAUUUUCAGGUCAUCACAGAGAUCUCUACUGACAUAUUUCAUCAUGAACAGAGUUGAUUUGUUUGAAGAUGACGACGAUGAUGACAGUAAGAGUUAUCUUUCCUAUGUUGGUCAUCAUAAUAACAAUGCCAACAUGACCUCUGGUAUGGGCUAUUAUAAUCAUGCUAACAAUCUUAGUACAGGUAGAGAUGCCAAUGAUAGCAAUAAUAAUGAUAACGAUGUUGGUAACAAUGAAGAGUACAAUGAUAACAAUUACAAUGUAAAUGGUAAUGCAAAUAUCAAUGCUAGUGGGUAUGAGAUAAGAAGUGGCGAUGAUGAAGAUGCUGAAAAAAUGUGGAGAUCCACAAAAGGUUUGAAUCACAUGCUUCUGAAGAAUUACAUAGAAGAUGCAUUCCCACUGCACGAGUACACAUAUUUCAAUGGCACUACGUCUGAUGAUCGUGACACUGACGCCAACAACAGCAACAAUGCAAUCAAUCCACAAGUAGAUGACAUGCAUGAAAUGAUAUCACCUUCUUCUUCUUCUUCUUCUUCUAACCCUUACGCUCGAUCAUCUUCCAAAGGAGAAUGGACAUCAGCUAAACUGGAGCUGUAUGAUCGGUGGAUGAAGAUACACAAGUUUCAGCCAGUGAAUGGUAUAAGGAAUUAUUUUGGAGAGAGGAUUGCACUGUACUUUGCGUGGUGCGACGUUCUAAUUGCUUCUCUGCUGGUCCCCAUGAGGAGUGGCAGGCCAAGAACAGGUACAUUUUUCCUUGAACUGUGGAAGCGUCGAAAUGCAACGUUAGCCUACAUUUGGGACGUGUAUUCAUUCGAAGACCAUGAACCAGAUCGUCCACAGCAUGUCCUAAGUGGUGGCAAGGAGCGCUCACUCCUCAUCACAUACUCUGUCUCCAUGGCUACCAUACUCUUCAUGGUCUGCGUAGUAUUCAUUAUAACGGCGGCACUCAUCUUGUACCGUGUCGUCAUGACAAUUGACUUUUGCCCGAAUGUUCCCUCUACGAGUUGUCUCUUGGUGUCUGUCAUUGUGGCUACCAUCCUAAACACCAUCGGCAUCAUGGUUCUCAACAAGGUGUACAAAUGGGUGGCCACCCGCUUAACUGAUUGGGAAAAUCGAAGAACUCAGACGGAUUACGACGACGCUAUCAUUUUAAAACUGUUCGCUUUUGAAUUCGCGAAUUCGUACACGUCGUGUUUCUACAUUGCCUUCUUCAGAGGGCUAAAGUUGAAAGAUGGUUUGUUUGGAUUGGGUAGCAAGUACAACGACAACUGUGGUGAGUCUAGUGAUGUUUCAUGCAUGCCCAUGUUAUCAUUCCAAAUUCUUACACUCAUGCUCAUGAAACCACUUCCGAAGUUCUUCACCGAUCUCCUGCUACCUUUUUUAAAGAAGCACUUUGCGAAAUGUUCGAAUCGAGUUAGCAAGCGCUCUGAAUCAUCAAACAACCAUGCUCACAUUGAGAGGGAGUACCAUAAAGUUCCUAUUGGUGACUUCACCACCUCUGAAUACACUGAGAAAGUUUUGCUCUAUGGUUACCUCAUGUUGUUUGCGGCCUCGUUUCCUCUUGCUCCGCUCAUCACUGUCUUCUUCCUCAUUAUCGACACUCGACUUGACGGCAAAAGGUUGAUAAAAACCAAUAGAAGACCCGUUGCAUUCAUAUCGCAAGAUAUCGGUCGAUGGUUCGAUAUUUUGAAUUUCAUAAACAUCGUCGGAGUCGCAGUGAAUGCAUUCCUCAUCGCUUUCACGUCAGCCUGGGCCAACAAGUACUCAUUGGAUACAAAAUUGAUCAUUGUGUUAAUCUUUGAGAACGUGGUGUAUGCCUUGAAAUAUAUGAUUGCCAUUUUGAUUCCCGACACUCCGAAGUCUAUCAAAGACGCGUAUAGAAAAGACGUCUUCAAGUUAGAAAAACUAAUAUCUGAUGCAAAUAAAUCUCAGGCCAAAAUGAUGGUCUUUAUUAACAUUAACAAAACAUAUGAAUCCAUCACUAGUCAGUAUAUCGCAAGCGGAUAUACGUAUGGUUUUGUCAGGAUGUCCAAAAAUGAUUUUGUUAACCAUUUAUUGCGUUUAUAA
Molecule: messenger RNA, 2514 nt
Organism: Helobdella robusta
Lineage: Eukaryota; Metazoa; Annelida; Clitellata; Rhynchobdellida; Glossiphoniidae
Exons: 20
Coding region: 1-2514 (837 amino acids)
Biological process (GO): chloride transmembrane transport
Cellular component (GO): plasma membrane
Molecular function (GO): protein dimerization activity; chloride channel activity
Source: RefSeq, a predicted model, not a curated record